This is a messenger RNA of Talaromyces proteolyticus, 1646 nucleotides long. RefSeq names its product fungal-specific transcription factor domain-containing protein. Lineage: Eukaryota; Fungi; Ascomycota; Eurotiomycetes; Eurotiales; Trichocomaceae. Gene Ontology annotation, molecular function: zinc ion binding; DNA binding. The record is from RefSeq and is a predicted model, not a curated record. The coding region runs from base 107 to 1546 and encodes 479 amino acids. Gene Ontology annotation, cellular component: nucleus. The transcript is spliced from 3 exons. Gene Ontology annotation, biological process: DNA-templated transcription.
CGACGACUAUAAUGGCCUCCAGACAAACGGUUUGGAUGAAGCGAAUCUGACCCUGACCCCCGCAACAUCGGCGACAACGACAACGCCAGCAAUAGCAUCUACACCCAUGAGCUUGGACUUUGCUGGUACCGAUCUCGCUGGUUGGACAGAUUGGAUACUCUGGCAGGACCAGGAGGGCGGCGCCCUUAUGCCAUCGGGCGAGACAGGAACUGCAUUGAUGGAUCAUACCGAUGCAGGUCCAUCCUUGAUGGCCGUAGGGUUCAAACUGACCGACCUCAUGCGAGCCGACUUAGACCAGCUCUAUUUCGACCGUGUGCAUCCCGUUUGCCCCAUGAUACAUCGCAGGCGCUACAUCGCGUGGGCUGGUCAGGAGAGCGUCACGCCAGCCCGUGCCUGUCUCCAAUCCGCGAUGCGGACCAUGGCUGCAGCCAUGUCGGUCCAUUGGCGCCACCUCGCCGAUCAUUUCUGUCUCGAGACGCGCCGUCUACUCGAGACCCAGUGGCACCAUAUACGAGCCAUAUCCACAGAUGAGAUCCAGCUGGAGCACAUACAGGCCUGGCUGCUACUGGCUUACUCUGAACGGUUACGAGUUGGUGAACGUCAGGCUAUGCUGACGGCUGGUCGUGCAUUUCGCCUCUUGCAGAUGGCUCGUCUGUACGAUGUUGAUGCACCAGCCGACUCCAGCUCGCCGGUCUCUCCUGUGGCUACCAUAGGUACCCAUCACGAGUUGGACGACAGUUUUGCCGACGCCGAGGAGAAGAGACGCACGUUUUGGCUGGCCUUUAGCCUUGACCGCUUUCUCUGCCUGCGAAGUGAAUGGCCUCUGACGUUGCAAGAGGAGAUGAUCCGCACGCGUCUCCCGGCGCCAGAGGAAAACUUCCAAAAUAACCAACACAUCUGCGUCAGCUUCCUCCCCGAAGCCGUGAUGCAUAAUGGCCCUAGCAACCUCUCGCCCUUUGCCGAGUGCGUAGUGCUGGCGGCGCUACACGGGCGGUGCAUGACACACCGGCGCGCGUGUCUGUAUGGUGGUCCAAAUGCCCCGGGGACUGAGCAGCAUGACUUUUGGCCUCGCCAAGAAUGGCUUGCCUCGACAAUAGAGAAGCGGCUGCAGAUGCUCGCUCCCUGCUCUGCAGUCGACAGUGACCCUAUGCUUCUCUUUGCCCACCUGCUGGCCCAUAGCGCCAUCGUCUUUCACAGCAACACAGUGCAGAGACAGACAGCCUCCUGCGGCACCCUGCAACAGCAAUUCGUUUCGAGCGCCUAUGAACGUCGUGCCUCCGUGGCAGCCCUGGAGAUUGUGCGUCUGGCCAAAACAGUACCGUUGCUCAGCUGCUUGAAGGCCCAUCCCUUUCUACCUGACCCGCUUAUUUGUGCGGCUACCUUUCUCUCCACAGCCUCUAACACGAUCGUGGACAGCAAUAAUGGAGUUGGGCAUUUGCUUCGUGUGCUUAGAGAUGUGCAGGCGAUCAAUAGUCUUGCAAGGGAACAUUUCCAAUCGCUAAAAUUAAUAGAUGUAGUUCCAUGUCAGGGGAUUUCUCUAGAGUAGCGUAAAACUGGACAAUGUUGCUUUUUUAUAAUCGAAACUUAGGCUGCCAUUUGGUCUGGUUCUGGCUCUGAGAUUGGAAACCAGAAUUAUCUGAUUUAAG